AUGUCCACGCUUGCUGCAGCUUUAACUGUUGCGGGGACCAGACAUUCUGGGGCUCCCGUCAGAAGCCAAAAUGUGAUGGCUGCUGCUGCCAUUGCAAAUAUUGUUAAAAGUUCUCUGGGCCCUGUGGGACUGGACAAAAUGCUGGUUGAUGAUAUUGGUGAUGUCACAGUUACUAAUGAUGGUGCUACAAUACUUAAAAUGUUAGAAGUGGAACACCCAGCAGCAAAAGUAUUAGUAGAGCUGGCUCAGUUACAAGAUGAGGAAGUUGGUGACGGAACCACUUCUGUUGUUAUUAUUGCUGCUGAAUUAUUAAAGAAUGCAGAUGAAUUAGUAAAGAACAAAAUUCACCCUACCAGUAUUAUAUCUGGAUACCGUCUAGCUUGCAAAGAAGCUGUGAAGUAUAUCCAGGAUAACUUGACUGUCACAGUGGAGUCCUUGGGCAGGGCCUCUAUUGUCAAUGCUGCUAAGACUACUAUGUCAUCCAAAUUGAUUGGAGCUGAUGCAGAUUUCUUCUCAGAAAUGGUAGUUGAUGCUGCUCAAGCUAUCAAGAUUACUGACCCAAAAGGAAAUGCAGUAUACCCAAUCAAGGCUGUUAACAUUUUGAAGGCUCAUGGCAAAAGUGCUAGGGAGAGUGUUUUAGUUAAAGGAUAUGCUCUAAACUGUACCGUGGCAUCCCAAGCUAUGCCUAAGAAGAUUCUUAACGCUAAGAUUGCAUGCCUUGACUUUUCAUUGCAGAAAACUAAGAUGAAGCUCGGUGUGCAGGUAUUAGUCUCAGAUCCAGAGAAACUAGAAGCAAUCCGUGCACGUGAAUUGGACAUUACAAAGGAGAGACUUCAAAAGAUCUUAGCAACUGGUGUCAAUGUUAUUCUAUGCUCGGGCGGUAUUGAUGACUUAUGUCUUAAGUACUUUGUGGAGGCCGGAGCCAUGGGUGUGAGGAGAUGUAAGAAGGCAGAUUUGAAGAGGAUCGCUAAGGCCACUGGUGCUACAUUCUUAACUUCGCUGACUAAUAUGGAGGGUGAAGAAGUAUUUGAGCCAAGCAUGAUUGGUGAAGCAGCUGAAGUAGUUCAGGAACAAAUAUGUGACGACCAGCUCAUCCUAAUCAAGGGCCCAUCAGCCCGCACAGCGGCGUCGAUCAUCCUGCGAGGCCCCACGGACGCGUACUGCGACGAGAUGGAGCGCUCCGCGCACGACGCUCUGUGCGCCGUGCGCCGCGUCAUGGAGUCCGGCCGCCUCACGCCCGGCGGCGGUGCCGUGGAGGCCGCCCUGUCUAUAUACUUGGAUAACUUUGCUACUACACUGAGCUCACGCGAGCAGCUAGCGAUCGCCGCAUUCGCGCAGUCGCUACUGGUGAUACCUAAGACGUUGGCGGUGAACGCGGCGCGCGACGCCACCGACCUCGUCGCCAAGCUGCGGGCGUACCACAACUCCUCACAAACAAAGGUUGAACACGCCAACCUUAAAUGGGUAGGUUUGGACCUAGAUGAAGGCGUUCUGCGCGAUAACUUGGCAGCCGGUGUUUUAGAACCGGCGAUGUCCAAAAUCAAAUCGCUUAAAUUCGCAACUGAGGCCGCCAUCACAAUCCUUCGUAUCGAUGACAUGAUCAAACUAGACCCAGAACAAAAGGGAAAGAGCUACGAAGACGCGUGUAACGCUGGGGAACUUGAU
Molecule: messenger RNA, 1665 nt
Organism: Brenthis ino (lesser marbled fritillary)
Lineage: Eukaryota; Metazoa; Arthropoda; Insecta; Lepidoptera; Nymphalidae
Source: the annotation of a GenBank genome assembly